Molecule: messenger RNA, 1479 nt
Organism: Tricharina praecox
Lineage: Eukaryota; Fungi; Ascomycota; Pezizomycetes; Pezizales; Pyronemataceae
Product: voltage-dependent anion channel
Exons: 7
Coding region: 173-1402 (409 amino acids)
Biological process (GO): malate transmembrane transport
Cellular component (GO): membrane
Molecular function (GO): malate transmembrane transporter activity
Source: RefSeq, a predicted model, not a curated record
CUUCGAGACGCUUUGACUCGGCAGCCCAUCCACUGUGACGUGUGGUGCGUCAUCGACACAUCGUGUGGGUCACACAACUGUGUCGUCAUGGCCACAACACAACCAAACAAAAAGGCCUCCCCGGCCGUCUGCGACUGAGGAAUCAUCUUCUUUCCUAAGCACUGCAACAGACAUGUCUCGACUCGAACCACGCAUCGAUGCUAACGAUCGUAGCGAUCGAACGCCAUUGUUGGGAACAACAGCGGGGACCAGAUACAACCGAGAACGUGGGGAUCUCCCUCUCUGGCGACAUGUUCUGGAGAAUAAAAUGACAUGGGCUUGGUACAAUGUGAUCAUCGCUUCCGGUGGUGUGUCUUUGCUCAUUUUCAAUCUCCCCUACCGAGUGCACCGGCUGUGGGUUCUGGGUGCCAUAGUCUACGUUAUUUCGUUGAUUCUCUUCCUAAUUACCCUUUUGGUGCAUGCUGCACGUUUCAUCGUCCGGCCAUCCCUCCUCCCGAAUAGCAUCUGCCAUCCGGUCGAAGGCUUGCACGUUUCCACGCUUCCCGCAGCCCUGGGUAUCUUGAUUCUCAAUGGUGCCACAUAUUCCGAGAAGAUGCACGGCUACAAUGGUCACGCUAUGCGGUCAUUCUUCUGGAUUUACAUCAUCUUGUCAUUGGUGUUCGGUAUUGGCACUCCGCUUGUGCAGUUUGCAAAAGGUGCUCAGAAUCGUCCUGCAAUGAGUCUCUCCGCUGCUUCAAUUGGGACCACACUUCCUCUCCUACUUGCUGGCCCAACCGCCGCUGCGGUUCUGGCCCACCUCCCCAUUGUCGGCCGACACCGAACGGCACUCGGCAUUAUGGCUUUCGGUGUCGCACUUCAAGGGAUGGGAGUGUUCGUAUCAUUGUUAUACCAGUCAUCCGUCAUCGCACGUCUCCACAACGACGGUUUCCCACACCCACGAGAGCGCCCAUCACUCUUCCUCACGUCAAUCCCGGCAGCGCUUAGUGCAUGGGCCUCGACUGCACUUGCGCAGCAGGCGCUCAGACACUUCCCUACUCCAUCCACCGCUCCCGGUGGUGCCCCGGAAUUGGUCGUCGGCGGCGUGGCGCUGUACUAUGUUGGUGUGACACUCGGCCUGGUCUUUUGGGGACUGGCGCUGUGGUGGUUCGUCAUUGCCGCGUGUGCGUGUAUCGGUGGUUUGAACGAGAUGCGCGCCGGCGGAGAGAUCUUGGAGGGCUUCAUUGUCGUUUUCGCUCACGUGGCAUUCUUUUUGGCGAGCAACGAGCUCUUGAGGGCGUUUGAUUGGCCUAGGGGCCUGACGAUUAUGAAUGAGGUCUUGGGGGUCGCAACUAUCGCGGUUUGGGGUCUGUUGAUGGUGGGAUGCUUGCUGGGGCUGGUGACGGGAAGGUUCGCCAGAGAUUAGGUGACGAGCAGCGGUCAAUGACGUCUUGCGUUCUCCGUUCAUAUACGUGUUCCAUAUAUCUGAGCAGGUAUGUAUGG